Molecule: messenger RNA, 3484 nt
Organism: Seriola dumerili (greater amberjack)
Lineage: Eukaryota; Metazoa; Chordata; Actinopteri; Carangiformes; Carangidae
Gene: glsa
Product: glutaminase kidney isoform, mitochondrial-like
Exons: 18
Coding region: 122-2026 (634 amino acids)
Biological process (GO): L-glutamine catabolic process
Molecular function (GO): protein binding; glutaminase activity
Source: RefSeq, a predicted model, not a curated record
CCGUUACUCGACCGAGGAAGCCGACACUGUCAUAGGAAACACGACUGUUUUAUUCUCCAGAUUUCUUCACUUGGUUUUACGGUAGUUACUCCAUCCACACAGUCCUCUCGACGGGAUUGAAAUGUUACAUUUUCGGUCAACGGUAGCGCUCAAGGAGUUAUUUCAAACCCAGCUCAAGCGUCCGUUGACAGGUAGAGUCGGUGUGAAAGCCGCACCUGCGACCGCUGCCUGCUUGAGUACCGUCACUUCGAAUGGCUGGUCACCGGGCAGAGGGAGGGCAUUUGCCGGGUGGAGAGCUCAAGCCCCGCAGCACUUCACCAGAAAGCACGGCGUGAGAGGCUUUUGCUCCAAGGGCCACAACGACGGCCACAACGACGGCCACAAUGAAGCCUCCAAGGACUCUGCAGCGGAGAAGAGAAGGAAGGCAGGCAUCCUGCCCAGUCUGGAGGACCUGCUCUUCUACACCAUCGCAGAGGGCCAAGAGAAAAUCCCUGCACACAAAUUCACCACAGCUCUUAAAGCCACUGGGCUUCGCACAGGAGACCCCCGGCUGAAAGAAUGUAUGGAGAUGCUGAAGGUGACCUUGAAGACGACCUCUGACGGAGCGCUGGACCGGCACCUCUUCAAAAAAUGUGUCCAGAGCAACAUUGUUCUGCUCACCCAGGCCUUCAGGAAGAAGUUUGUCAUCCCAGAUUUCCAGCCCUUCUGCGCCCACAUCGACGAGCUCUAUGAAAACGCCAAGAAUAUGUCCGGAGGGCAGGUGGCAGACUACAUUCCCCAGCUGGCCCGCUUCAGUCCAGAUCUGUGGGCUGUCGCCCUGUGCACCGUCGAUGGACAGAGGCACACUGUCGGUGACACCAAGGUUCCCUUCUGUCUGCAGUCGUGUGUCAAGCCUCUGAAAUACGCUAUUGCUGUUCACGACCACGGCACCGAGUAUGUUCACCGCUUUAUUGGCAAAGAGCCCAGCGGCCUGCGAUUCAACAAGCUCUUCCUGAAUGAAGACGAUAAACCUCACAACCCCAUGGUUAAUGCCGGUGCUAUCGUCUGCACCUCCCUCAUUAAGCAAGGGGCAAGCAACGCCGAGAAAUUUGACUAUGUCAUGAACUUUAUGAACAAACUGGCGGGAAACGAGUACGUGGGCUUCAGCAACGCCACUUUCCAGUCGGAGCGCGAGUCUGGAGACAGAAACUUUGCCAUCGGCUACUACCUGAAGGAGAAGAAGUGUUUUCCGGAGGGGACAGACAUGACCUCCAUCCUGGACUUCUACUUCCAGCUGUGCUCCAUUGAGGUUACCUGUGAGAGCGCCAGCGUCAUGGCGGCGACUCUGGCCAACGGCGGCUUCUGUCCAAUCACGGGAGAGCGUGUGCUGAGCCCCGAGGCGGUGCGGAACACUCUGAGUCUGAUGCAUUCGUGCGGCAUGUACGACUUCUCCGGACAGUUCGCUUUCCACGUCGGCCUGCCGGCGAAAUCUGGCGUGGCUGGUGGGAUUCUGCUGGUCGUUCCAAACGUGAUGGGCAUCAUGUGUUGGUCUCCUCCUCUCGACAAGCUGGGCAACAGUGUCAGAGGCAUCCAGUUCUGCACGGACCUGGUUUCUCUCUGUAACUUCCACAACUACGACAAUCUGAGGCACUUUGCAAAGAAACUGGAUCCUCGCAGGGAAGGAGGAGACCAGAGGGUGAAGUCAGUGAUCAACCUGCUGUUUGCUGCCUACACAGGAGACGUCUCAGCCCUGAGGAGGUUUGCUCUGUCCUCCAUGGACAUGGAGCAGAGGGACUACGACUCCAGGACGGCCCUGCAUGUAGCGGCGGCUGAAGGACACACUGAGGUGGUUCGCUUCCUGCUGGAGGCCUGUAAAGUCAACCCAGUUCCCAGAGACAGGUGGGGGAACACGCCGAUGGACGAGGCCGUCCACUUCGGCCACCACGAUGUGGUGACCAUCCUCCGAGAUUACCACAACCAGUACAGCCCUCAGGAAAGCACCGACGACAAGCAGAACGCAGAGAAGAACCUGGACGGUUUGCUCUGAUGGAAAACUCUUAAUAGGAGACUCGAGGUGACGGUGUCCUCUGAGGUGAAAAACUCAUCACUUUGCACUUGGGAAAAACAUUUUGAACCUAGAUCAGACAGGAAGUCCUGAUAAACAACCACACGUAGAAGAUUAAAACAACCCACAUAAUAAACUGUACUACACUGUCCCUCCAGUGUAACAGCUCCUCAUCAUGGUGUUAGUAGAUGUUGUUGGUUUUUGUAUUAUAUUCAUGUAAGUGGGGAAAUAUUUUUUUUUUAUUUUUCUCCCUAUUUUGUCAUGAGCUUUGUAGCUUUGUAGGAAAUGACCAGCCUCCAGUUGAAUGCUGGACCUUCCUCACUUCAUCAUCACAACCUGGUGGAAUGUAUCUUCCCCCAAACACUUAAGUGUGUGUGUGUGAUAUUUAUUUAUCUAUUGAGAUAAACUGUACAUUCAUGUAGUGUGUGUAUAUCCCUGAGGUGAGUUAGUGUAAAUACGUACAGGUGUAAAGCUGUAGCUCUCAAACAAAACAAGUUCACGAUGAUGUAGAUUUCACUAAAACAUUAAAAUACGACUUUUAGAUUUCAACUUUAAAAUAUUCAGACAUUUUGUUUUUUUUCUCCCAGAACUGGAUUUUUAUUUUCCUCUUUUUUUCUGUAUUAUUUACUAUUUAUUUUGCAUUUUGUUUUUGUAACCUGUCAGUAAGUCAGCCAAAGUUUGUUGACCAUUGAAAGAGUUAAAAGUUUCUACAUAUCGGAGACGACACUGCCAGCGCUGACUCACUGUAAAGAUCCACCUGCAACAUGAGAAGUCUGUUUGUUUUUAUUACUGAGCAGUACAGCACAAAAACAGGAUUAGCUUGUCUACAGUCUUUUACGUUGCGACCCGAAGCCUCUUCUUACAUUUCUUCUUGUGUUUACAGUGAUAUCAUUCCUGUGGUGACUGUCUAUUUACAAACCAGGAAAAUAAAUGCAUUAUUUCUGCAAUACUUUAACUAGUUUUAGCCCAAGCUUGUCAAACUAAUGUAAAGGAGUGUUUUAAUCUGGUGUCCUGGCAGACAGUCACCUGACGCGACAGUCAGUGAACGCAGCGCUAUCACUGAACUCAGGUCAGUUUAAAAUAAAGUCAAGUCUUUUGUUUGAGUGCAGUAUCGAGGCUUUUAGCACUCUGUGAUGUAUCACGAUUGAUGAUGGUUUGUUCAGUCUGUAAAAAGUUUAUAAUGCAGUUUUUUUUAAUUUUAUUUUAAAUGUAAUGUGUGAGAGAUUGUGCAGAUGUUUGGAGUGUUUUAGUUGAAACUUCAAACAGGUUGGGAUCAGUUCAUUCACGUUGAUGAAAACUUAAAUUCAAGUUAAAAAUGAACUGAAAGAAGCACAAAACUGCAAUAUUUUAGAAAUGUAAUAAGAUGAAAUCAGCAAUAUGGAUUUGAUUCUUUUUGAUAUGAACUGAUCUCGACCUGCAGCUCGUCUGUUGUCGGUGACA